CAUCCCCGCAUCUUAGGCCUGGCUCGUCUGUCUUCACAUGCGCGCAGCGAUGCUCGCACACUAAGCACACUGGGGCAGUGUUGGCUCAGCAACCAUGGGAGUGCCCGGUCUCUGGCCGCUUCUGGCGCCGACAGAGGUGCUGCCGCUCGCUGCGCUUCCACAGCGCUUCGGUGCCGGCGCCGAAGCUGCUCCGCGGGAUGACGCUGCUGGUCCAAGCGGACCCAGUCUCUUCGACCCCUAUCACGCCACUGCUACCUCAUCCCGCCCCGACUCUUCCUCGCCUCCGCCCUUCGUGCUCGGCAUCGACGUCUCUGCCUGGAUCUACCACGCGCGCGCUUCUACUGGCGGCGCCAACGCCUCUCUGCGGCUUCUGCUCUUUCGUCUGCUCCGACUUCUCUCCCAGCCGCAUCUCAUCCCGCUCUUCAUCUUUGAUGGACCCCUCCGUCCACGCGCCAAGCGCGGCUCGAUCCGCAGAGUCAAUGACUGGGGCGAGACAAAGGCGCUCAAGGAGCUGCUGGAGGCGCUGGGCAUGCAGUGGAGAGAGGCACCGGGAGAGGCAGAGGCGGAAUUGGCGGUCUUGAACCAGAGAGGCUCGGUGCAGGGCGUGAUGAGCGAUGAUGUGGAUGCGCUGCUGUUUGGCGCGAGACUGCUCGUGCGCAACUGGAGCUCCGCCAUCUCCUCAGCUCCAUCCGGCGGCAGCGAUUCCUCCUCUCGUCCUUCUUCUCCACGCAAAGACACAACAGCGCCGCCCAGUUCACCGCGGAAGCAGAAGUCAGGUGGUCAAGCAACCGUGGCCAUCUUCCGCUCCUCUCAGCUCUCAUUGGCCGACUUCAAGCUCGACCGCGAAGGCUUGAUUCUUGUGGCACUCAUGUCGGGAGGCGAUUAUGAUGCGCAGGGAUUGGUGCGGUGCGGUGUUCGAAUCGCGAUCGGGCUAGCAGCAGCCGGCUUUGGCGCUCGUCUCGUGGCCGGCUUCAAGCGCUUCAGUACAGCCCCUUCACGCAGCAGCUACGCAUCCUCAGCCGGUCUGCCAUCACCCACUAUGCAUUCCUCCUGGCCCGCCUUUCGCACCGAGUGGCUCGAGGAUUUGCGCGCCGAGCUGCGCUCAAACGCAUCUGGCUUUCUCAGCACUCGACAGGUCAAGCUCGCGGCGUCACAAGCUAUACAAGCGUUCCUGAGCACGCCGCAUGCACUGGCGGUGCUCAGCAGCUAUGUCUACCCGCUCGUCUCGACGGCAGAGGAGGCAGCCGAGCCCGUCAAUCUUGGGCCGGUGGAUCUGCAUGCGCUACUGCGCGCCAUCCGAGUCUCGCUGGGAUGGGGAGAGGAAGCGUGUCUUCGCCGCUGUCGCAGCUUGAUUUGGGAGGGCAUCAUUGUGCGCCAGCUGGAGCACGACGAGACAACUGUUGCAGCACCGAGAGCCGCGACCUCGUCGUCACGACCUCGAGCGCCAGCAAAGCCUAGCCGGCGCAGAGCACUGCAUGACUCGCCCACCGCUACUCGCAUUUCCGACUUCUUCGCCUCUGCUUCUCUCUCCGGCGCUGGCGGCGGCUCGUCCAGCGAGCCUGCAGCUGCAGAGCAAGAGCAGGAGGAGACGCAUGAGCAAGAUGCAUCUCUUUCGUCUGCCCAGAAGCCACGCGCAACUCUCGUCGAUCUCCAUUCCACACGUCAAGGAGCGUCCGGUCUCGAGGUGCGCGUAGAAUGGGACGUCUCAGCCUUCGUCUCGCAUGCUCGUCGCGCCAUCUCCGACUCCGAAGACGCAUGGCGCGCUGCACUUGCUGCACGCAAAGCUGCAGAAGCAGAACGUGCGAUGUUCGAGGACGACGACGAUUCGGAGUCGGAGCAAGGCCAGAGAAGGGUGCCGAAAGCAGUCGAUCACGAUGCGACGUUGCGUCUGUGGAUUCCUCGCGAGUUGCUCUGCUCGUCGACUGAGACUCGUGCGCAACUCAAGACAUUCGAGCGCAAGCGAGCAGAGAAAGAACAGGACAAGGCGGAUGCUGAACGGCGAAAGGCACUGAGGGAACGACAAAAUGGCAGGGCAAAGUCGCAAAGCACCUUGGAGGCGUUCUUGAGGCCGCACAAAGGUGCAGCUGCAACGGAUGCUGCUGGCAAGACGAGCGGCAGCAGUGCCGGCGCUAGACGACCGAGGACGCCACCUUCGCGGCGCACGGGAAGCGUCGCUGCGCAGGCUUCCAAGGCAGGACCGUCUGCGCGAGCUCCCGCUCUUCUCUCCUCCUCCUCAUUUGACGACGAUGAACCGCAGCUGGCCGCCGCGACGCCGGCGCUAAGCAGCUCAACCGCGCUUCGCCGCUCAUCGCCCUCACGCGUCGCAUCUUCCGACGAGCAGGCCGGACAGUCAGAGAGCGACUCGCUCGCUGAGGCAUGGGCACGCUCGCCCUCUCCUGCAUCUCAGCGACUCGAGGACGCAUUGCUCAGGCGCUCUGGCUGGCCUGGCACGGCAUCGAGCACGACGACCUCUACGUCUGCAGCUGCGUCUGCGUCGGGCGCCACUCCGCGUGCCUCUGCACGAGUCACUGCGCCAGCGAUGCGGGCUCAGCCUCGGCCUCUCGCCUCGUCCAACUCAGACUCAGAUUCAGACAUGAGCUUCCCCAGUCUCGGCACGCUCCAUGCGGCUGGCUCUUCGCGCGCACAGGCACGCUCGACAACGACUGCGAAAACGAGCGCUAGCGCAGCACGGCAGGACGGGCGCGCAUUGCCACCGCCGAGGAAGUCGCCGCGCAAGGAUGCCGCACAGCAAUCGGCUCGUGCCUCUCGCGCAGAUCGCGCAGAGCGAGACGCUCCUCUUUCGCCUCAAGAGGCUUCGACUCGUCCUUCAGCGCGCGCAAUGGCAGAAGCGGAGAGCGGCACUUCGUCGUCCGAGUUCGAGCUCGUCGCCGCCGCUUCAACCCGUGCCGUCAACACGCCCCUCGCCGCGACACCGGCGCAAGGCAAGCGCGCAAAGAAGCCACGCGCUCGAGUCUCGCAGGCUAUCGUGCUGAGUGACUCUGAUUGAGAAGGGAAGUGUAAGGUAGAUGGUGACUUGCCCCUCGGUCGAUGCUUCCCGAUACAUAAAUACGCCGGCAGACGCCGCAUGAGAGCGGUGUCGCAAUAAUGAUAUACCCCUCAUCCUCUCUCGUUGCCGUGUCGAUGAUGAUGAAGCUGUCCGAGUGGGCUCACGGCGCCGGCGCCGGCCUCUUCUUGCGCUUGACGCUGAGCGCAUUGACGACCUUCGGCGGCUCAUUGCUCGUACUCUGCGGCAUCGGUUUGCCGGCCUCCUCCCACUUCCUCCUCGCCUG
This is a messenger RNA of Tilletiopsis washingtonensis, 3290 nucleotides long. RefSeq lists its product as hypothetical. The record is from RefSeq and is a predicted model, not a curated record. The coding region runs from base 95 to 3007 and encodes 970 amino acids. NCBI's taxonomy places the organism in Eukaryota, Fungi, Basidiomycota, Exobasidiomycetes, Entylomatales. Gene Ontology annotation, molecular function: 5'-flap endonuclease activity. The transcript is spliced from 3 exons.